Malaya genurostris is the source of this 3468-nucleotide messenger RNA. RefSeq lists its product as uncharacterized. Gene Ontology annotation, molecular function: nucleic acid binding. The transcript is spliced from 5 exons. The record is from RefSeq and is a predicted model, not a curated record. The coding region runs from base 1 to 3468 and encodes 1155 amino acids. Gene Ontology annotation, biological process: DNA integration. NCBI's taxonomy places the organism in Eukaryota, Metazoa, Arthropoda, Insecta, Diptera, Culicidae.
AUGGCGGAAUCUAACCUCAAUCCGGAGCAUCAGCAACCGGGAACCGGCUUACCUGGCGGUCCACAGCACCCGGAAAUGCAGCAAAAUCAUCUGCCGAAUAGCAGCUCAUCUUCUACAGAAACCACCUACCAGCUCUUUCAGCAGCUUAUGCAGCAGCAGCAGUUAUUCAUGCAGCAGCAGCAACAACAGCUAAUGCAGCAGCAGCAAGAUUUCUUCCGGAGUGUCAUAUCAUCGAUCAAUGUUCAGGUCCCUCAAAACCAUGAAAUGAUUCUCGACUCGCUGGCGAACAACAUCAAAGAGUUUUGCUACGAUCCGGACGGAAACAUAACCUUCGCUACAUGGUAUGGUAGAUACGACGAUUUGUUCGAGCAAGACGCCGCACGGUUGGACGAUGAAGCGAAAGUCCGCUUGCUCAUGCGGAAACUAGGAUCAGCAGAACACGAACGUUACGUGAGUUACAUCUUGCCGAAAUCGCCAAAAGAAUACAAAUUCAGCGAUACAGUGGAAAAGCUGAAAACUCUUUUCGGCACUGCUGAGUCUGUCAUCAGUAAACGGUAUCGGUGUCUACAGGUAACCAAACAACCGACCGAUGAUUAUGUCACAGGGAGACGGCGAACGCGGCUGCUGACGAAAAUCGAAGAACGUGAUGACGUCACACUAGAGCAUCUUUCGGAAGAUUGUCAGCGAUUGUUGUGCCUGAAGCGGGACACGGCAAUGAUCGAGUCAUCAGUAUCAACGUCAUCAGUGAAUUUCAUCAAGCGAAAACAUCAGUUUUCAAAACGUCAACAUAAGCCACCAGUGGAGACAGACGGACCAAACAAGAGCAAAAAUAUUCCCUCUACACCCUGCUGGUACUGCGGGGGAAUGCACUUCGUUCGAGACUGCACUCAUCGGAGCCACAAAUGCAAGGAUUGCGGCAACAUCGGACAUCGCGAGGGAUAUUGUUUCUCUGCCAAGCGAAAUUUCAAGACCAGCCGAAACAGAAAGCACCCAGAAUCGUUAAAAACGAAAACCGUAAAUCUCCGUAUAAAUACCGUCGAUCAAAAGCGCCGUUUUGUUAAAAUUGUACUGAACGGUGUGAAGGUGCGUCUACAAUUGGACACGGGGUCUGACGUUAGCAUCGUAUCGAAACGCUUGUGGGAGAAAAUAGGUAAACCACCCACUGCACCAGUAAAUGAGCUAGCCUCAACAGCGUCAGGCGACCGAUUGCAGUUUUUGUUUAAGUUCAGCAGUCUAGUGUCUUUCAACUGUGAACAACAUCACUCAUGUACUGCAACAACGUCAGUGUUCCUGCUAUCACUUUGCAGUCACUCAAAGCGGCACCCGAGUGUAUUUAGAAACGAGUUAGGGUUGUGCACGAAAACAAAAGUGAAAUUGGAACGGAAACCAGAUGCAACUCCAGUUUUUCGUCCGAAACGUCCAGUGGCUUAUGUAGUACACAGCACGGUUGACAACGAACUUGACCGACUGGAACGAGCAAAAAUCAUCACACCGGUAGACUUUUCGGACUGGGCAGCACCCAUCGUCGUUGUCAGAAAAACGAACGGGUCCAUUCGCAUUUGCGGAGAUUACUCUACAGGGCUCAACAAUGCACUGCAACCGCACCAGUACCCGUUACCGCUACCGGAGGAGAUUUUCAACAAGUUGGCUAAUUGUACUGUAUUUAGCCGAAUCGACCUGUCGGAUGCGUUCCUGCAAGUAGAGGUGGACGAAAGUAGUCGUGAUUUACUAACCAUCAACACCCAUCGUGGACUCUACCGGUACAAUCGUCUGCCACCGGGAGUCAAAACAGCACCGGGAGCUUUCCAGCAACUUAUCGAUACAAUGCUGGCAGGUCUUCCUCAUACGUGUGGUUAUUUGGAUGACGUCGUCGUUGGUGGUGUCACUACUGAGACACACUGGGAAAACCUUCGCGCAGUGUUUCAAAGAAUCAGCGAGUUUGGAUUUACCAUCCGAGUGGAAAAGUGCAUCUUCGCUCAGUCUCAAAUCAAAUAUGUAGGUCAUCUGCUUGACCGCAAUGGCCUUCGCCCGGAUCCAGCAAAAGUUCAAGCCAUUAACGAAAUGGCACCGCCCACUGAUCUACUCAAAGCGGAUGCAAAAUUCAAGUGGACAGCAGAAUGCCAGGCGGCAUUCAUCAAAUUUAAGGAGUUGCUGAAAUAUGACCUACUGUUGACACACUACAACCCUGCACUUGAUAUAGUGGUGUCGGCAGAUGCGUCGUCUGUUGGUGUCGGUGCUACUUUGUCACACAAAUUUCCGGACGGCACUCUCAAAGUUGUAUACCACGCUUCCAGAGCAUUGACAGCGGCAGAGAAAAACUACAGUCAGUCCGAUCGUGAAGGACUUGCGAUAAUUUUUGCGGUGACCAAGUUUCAUAAAAUGCUGUGUGGUCGUCGCUUUCAUCUUCAGACAGAUCACGAGCCGUUGCUGAGAAUCUUCGGUUCAAGGAAAGGGAUUCCUGGUUACACAUCGAACCGUUUACAACGUUGGGCUCUUACGCUAUUGCUUUAUGAGUUCACCAUCGAGCACGUUCCGACAGCGAAAUUCGGCAAUGCUGACAUACUUUCCCGUCUGAUCAGCCAGCACGUCAGGCCUGAGGAAGAUUAUGUGAUUGCUUCGGUCUCUCUGGAAAAUGACUUAAGGUCAGCUACACAAGAUGCACUAACCGUUCUUCCUUUAAGUUUUAGGAUCGUACAACAGUCUACACAGUUCGAUCCUAUUACCAAGGCAGUUUAUCGUUACCUCCUUGAUGGGUGGCCUAAAACCGUUACCGAUGCAGAGCUCAAACGCUUUUAUGCUCGACGUGAAUCACUUACCACGGUACAAGGCUGCAUACUAUUCGGCGAUCGACUGGUUAUACCAUCGCCCCAUCGCAAGCGUAGUCUUCAUCAACUUCAUCGUGGCCACCCUGGAAUUCAGCGAAUGAAGGCGAUUGCCAGGUCUUAUGUUUAUUGGCCAACUCUCGACAGCGACAUUGUUGAUUUCGUCAAAUCCUGCCGUCAAUGUGCGAUGGCUGCGAAAACACCGCAGAAGUCAGCGCCGUUGCCAUGGCCUAAAUCAACAAAACCGUGGCAGCGCGUUCACCUUGAUUAUUAUUAUGGACCGAUCGACGGGGAAUACUACCUGGUUGUCGUAGACUCUUUUUCAAAAUGGCCUGAAAUUGUGCAGACGAGAAGUAUCACUACAGCCGCCACAGUGAAUAUCCUCAGAGAUCUGUUCGCUCGCUUGGGAAUGCCAGAGACACUGGUGAGUGAUAAUGGAUCCCAGUUCACCAGUGCAGAGUUUCAAUCGUACUGUACGAACAACGGCAUCGAGCAUCUUACAACAGCACCAUUCCACCCUCAAUCGAACGGUCAAGCCGAGCGAUUCGUGGAUACGUUUAAACGAUCGAUUAAAAAGAUUAAGGAGGGGAGAGCGACAAUGUUUGAUGCUCUCAGUACAUUUCUUCGAGUGAAAUUCAUCCCUUAA